Otolemur garnettii (small-eared galago) is the source of this 5720-nucleotide messenger RNA. RefSeq names its product ubiquitin protein ligase E3 component n-recognin 2 (gene UBR2). The record is from RefSeq and is a predicted model, not a curated record. Gene Ontology annotation, cellular component: cytoplasm; ubiquitin ligase complex. Gene Ontology annotation, molecular function: ubiquitin protein ligase activity; zinc ion binding. Gene Ontology annotation, biological process: ubiquitin-dependent protein catabolic process via the N-end rule pathway. Lineage: Eukaryota; Metazoa; Chordata; Mammalia; Primates; Galagidae. The coding region runs from base 339 to 5606 and encodes 1755 amino acids. The transcript is spliced from 47 exons.
UCCCCUCCUGGGUGUUAUCGCCCCUUUCCCGGUGCGGGACACGGCAGUGGCUAGCGACCGUGCCAGGCCUAGGGCUUUCUGUGUCCUUCCCCGGGUCAGGGACAAGUCAGUGACUUGAGUCUUGGGCACUCAGCCCGGGAGGGAGUGCAGAAGGCCGCCGUCCCUUCUGUCCAGCGCACGUCCCCUUAGGUCCCUCUUUUGCUCCGCCCGCAGCCGCCUGGACGGGUCCGGGACGGACUGCCAGGGCAGGGGUGGCAGUCGCGGCGGCUCCGGCCAAGGCGAGGCUGCGGCGCUUGGAGCGGCGGUCGCAGCGGGAGCAUCGGGGAGGAAGAGAGAAGAUGGCGUCGGAGUUGGAGACCGACGUGCAGGCCAUCGACCAGAGUUUGCUGGAAUGUUCUGCAGAGGAGACCGCAGGGAAAUGGCUGCAAGCAUCUGACCUCGCUAGAGAAGUAUACCAGCAUUUAGCCCACUAUGUACCCAAAAUCUACUGCAGGGGUCCCAACCCUUUACCACAGAAAGAAGACAUGUUGGCACAGCAUGUUUUAUUGGGACCGAUGGAAUGGUACCUUUGUGGUGAAGAUCCUGCAUUUGGAUUUCCAAAACUUGAACAAGCCAACAAACCUUCUCAUCUUUGUGGUCGUGUCUUUAAAGUAGGAGAGCCUACAUAUUCUUGCAGAGACUGUGCAGUUGAUCCAACUUGUGUUUUAUGCAUGGAGUGCUUUUUGGGAAGUAUUCACAGAGAUCAUCGAUAUAGGAUGACAACAUCAGGAGGUGGAGGUUUCUGUGACUGUGGUGACACUGAAGCUUGGAAAGAGGGUCCUUACUGUCAAAAACAUGAACUUAACACCUCUGAAAUUGAGGAAGAAGAGGAUCCUCUUGUGCAUUUGUCAGAAGACGUGAUAGCAAGAACUUACAACAUUUUUGCUAUCAUGUUUCGCUAUGCGGUAGAGAUAUUAACCUGGGAAAAAGAAAGUGAAUUGCCAGCAGAUUUAGAGAUGGGAGAGAAGAGUGACACCUACUAUUGCAUGCUGUUUAAUGAUGAAGUUCAUACCUACGAGCAAGUUAUUUAUACUCUUCAGAAAGCUGUAAACUGUACACAAAAAGAAGCCAUUGGUUUUGCAACAACAGUAGAUCGAGAUGGGCGAAGGUCCGUUCGAUAUGGAGACUUCCAGUAUUGUGACCAAGCAAAAUCAGUAAUUGUGAGGAGCACCAGUAGACAGACAAAGCCACUCAAAGUUCAAGUUAUGCAUUCAUCUAUUGUUGCACAUCAGAAUUUUGGUUUGAAACUUUUGUCUUGGCUGGGAAGUAUUAUUGGAUAUUCAGAUGGCCUUCGCCGGAUUUUAUGUCAAGUUGGUUUACAAGAAGGGCCAGAUGGCGAAAACUCUUCUCUUGUGGAUAAAUUGAUGCUUAAUGAUUCCAAAUUGUGGAAAGGUGCUAGGAGUGUGUAUCAUCAGUUGUUCAUGAGCAGUCUGCUUAUGGAUUUGAAAUACAAGAAACUCUUUGCUGUUCGGUUUGCAAAAAACUAUGAGCGUUUGCAGAGUGAUUAUGUGACAGAUGACCACGACAGAGAGUUUUCAAUCGCAGACCUCUCGGUUCAGAUAUUCACGGUUCCUUCGCUUGCUCGAAUGCUCAUCACAGAAGAAAACCUGAUGACCAUUAUCAUUAAGACUUUUAUGGAUCAUUUGAGACACCGAGAUGCCCAGGGCAGAUUUCAGUUUGAACGAUACACUGCUUUACAAGCCUUCAAGUUUAGGAGAGUUCAGAGCCUUAUUUUAGAUCUCAAGUAUGUUUUAAUUAGCAAACCAACUGAAUGGUCAGAUGAACUGAGGCAGAAGUUCCUACAAGGAUUUGAUGCCUUUUUGGAAUUACUUAAAUGCAUGCAGGGAAUGGAUCCAAUCACACGUCAAGUAGGACAGCAUAUUGAAAUGGAACCAGAAUGGGAAGCAGCCUUUACACUACAAAUGAAAUUAACUCAUGUCAUUUCAAUGAUGCAAGACUGGUGUGCUUUAGAUGAGAAAGUGCUAAUUGAAGCAUACAAGAAAUGUCUUGCUGUAUUGAUGCAAUGUCAUGGUGGUUUUACUGAUGGUGAACAGCCAAUCACACUCAGCAUUUGUGGACAUUCAGUGGAAACCAUCAGAUACUGUGUUUCCCAAGAAAAAGUUAGCAUUCACCUCCCAGUUUCUCGCUUACUUGCAGGUUUGCAUGUAUUAUUAAGCAAAAGUGAAGUGGCAUAUAAAUUUCCAGAGCUCCUACCUCUGAGUGAACUUAGUCCACCCAUGUUGAUAGAACAUCCUCUGAGAUGUCUUGUUUUAUGCGCCCAAGUCCACGCUGGAAUGUGGAGAAGGAACGGGUUCUCUCUAGUAAACCAGAUUUAUUACUACCAUAAUGUGAAAUGCAGGCGCGAGAUGUUUGACAAGGAUAUAAUGAUGCUUCAGACAGGUGCUUCCAUGAUGGAUCCGAAUCACUUCCUGAUGAUAGUGCUCAGCCGCUUUGAACUGUAUCAGAUUUUCAGUACUCCGGACUAUGGAAAGAGAUUUAGUUCUGAGAUUACUCAUAAGGAUGUUGUUCAACAGAACAAUACUCUGAUAGAGGAAAUGCUGUACCUCAUCAUUAUGCUUGUUGGAGAGAGAUUUAGUCCUGGAAUUGGACAGGUAAAUGCUACAGAUGAAAUUAAGCGGGAGAUUAUCCAUCAGUUGAGCAUCAAACCUAUGGCUCAUAGUGAAUUGGUGAAGUCUUUACCCGAAGAUGAGAACAAAGAGACUGGCAUGGAGAGUGUGAUCGAAGCAGUUGCCCAUUUCAAGAAACCUGGAUUAACAGGACGAGGCAUGUAUGAAGUGAAACCAGAAUGUGCCAAAGAGUUCAACUUGUAUUUCUAUCACUAUUCAAGGGCAGAGCAGUCCAAGGCAGAAGAAGCUCAACGGAAAUUAAAAAGACAAAAUAAAGAAGAUACAGCACUUCCACCUCCAGUUUUGCCUCCAUUCUGCCCUUUAUUUGCGAGUCUGGUUAACAUUCUGCAGUCAGAUGUGAUGCUGUGCAUCAUGGGAACGAUUCUGCAGUGGGCUGUGGAACACAAUGGAUACUCCUGGUCAGAGUCCAUGCUGCAAAGGGUGUUACAUUUAAUCGGAAUGGCACUACAAGAAGAAAAACAACAUUUAGAGAAUGUCAUGGAAGAGCAUGUAGUAACAUUUACCUUCUCUCAGAAGAUCUCAAAACCUGGUGAAGCGCCAGACAACUCUCCCAGCAUACUAGCCAUGCUGGAAACACUGCAAAAUUCUCCCUACCUAGAAGUCCACAAAGACAUGAUUAGGUGGAUAUUAAAGACUUUUAAUGCUAUUAAGAAGAUAAGAGAGAAUUCAUCUACCAGUCCUGUGGCAGAGACAGAAGGAACCAUAUUAGAAGAGAGUUCAAGAGAUAAAGACAAAGCUGAGAGGAAGAGAAAAGCCGAGAUUGCCCGGCUGCGCAGGGAGAAGAUCAUGGCACAGAUGUCUGAGAUGCAGCGGCACUUCAUCGACGAGAACAAAGAGCUCUUUCAGCAAACGCUGGAACUAGAUGCCUCAACCUCUGUUGUUCUGGAUAAUAGCCCUAUGGCUUCAGAUAUGAAACUUACAGCAUUGGGACCCUCACAAACUCAGGUCCCAGAACAGAGACAGUUUGCUACCUGUAUAUUGUGUCAAGAGGAGCAAGAAGUCAAUGGGGAAAGCAGGGCAAUGGUCUUGGCAGCAUUUGUUCAAAGAUCAACUGUGCUAUCAAAAGACAGAAGUAAAUUCAUUCAGGAUCCAGACAAAUAUGAUCCAUUAUUCAUGCACCCUGAUCUGUCUUGCGGAACACACACUGGUAGCUGUGGGCACAUUAUGCAUGCCCAUUGUUGGCAAAGGUAUUUUGAUUCCGUUCAAGCUAAAGAACAGCGAAGGCAACAGAGAUUACGCUUACAUACAAGCUAUGAUGUAGAAAAUGGAGAAUUCCUUUGCCCUCUCUGUGAAUGCUUGAGUAAUACCGUUAUUCCUCUGCUGCUUCCUCCAAGAAAUAUUUUUAACCGCAGGUUAAAUUUUUCAGACCAGCCAAAUCUGACUCAGUGGAUUAGAAUAAUAUCUCAGCAAAUACAAGCUUUACAGUUUCUUAGGAAAGAAGAAAGUACUUCGAACACUGCAUCUUCAAAGAAUCCAGAAAAUAUGGAUCAGUUACAGCUCCCUGAAGGGUUCAGGCCUGAUUUUCAUCCCAAGAACCCUUAUUCUGAGAGCAUAAAAGAAAUGCUAACGACAUUCGGAACUGCUGUUUAUAAGGUGGGACUAAAGGUUCACCCCAAUGAAGAUGAUCCCCGUGUGCCCAUGAUGUGUUGGGGCAGUUGCGCGUACACCAUCCAGAGCAUAGAAAGAAUUUUGAGUGAUGAAGAUAAACCCUUGUUUGGUCCUUUGCCAUGCAGACUGGAUGACUGUCUUAGGUCACUAACAAGAUUUGCAUCAGCACAUUGGACAGUCACAUCACUUUCAAUGGUACAAGGACACUUUUGUAAGCUUUUUGCAUCAUUGGUGCCUAAUGACAGCCUUGAAGACCCUCCAAGCAUAUUGGAUAUUGACAUGUUUCACUUAUUGGUGAGCUUGGUGCUUGCUUUCCCUGCGUUGCAGUGUCAGGAUUUUUCAGGGAUCAGCCUUGGCACUGGAGACCUUCACCUUUUCCAUCUGGUUACUAUGGCACACAUCGUUCAAAUCUUACUUACCUCAUGUACAGAAGAGAAUGGCAUGGAUCAAGAAAAUUCCACUACUGAAGAAGAACUAGCAAUUCUUGCUUUGUAUAAAACACUUCACCAGUAUACAGGAAGAGCCUUGAAAGAAAUGUCCUCCGGCUGGCAUCUGUGGAGGAACCUCAGAGCUGGAAUCAUGCCUUUCCUCAAAUGUUCUGCUUUGUUUUUUCAUUACUUAAAUGGAGUUCCUUCCCCACCUGACAUUCAAGUUUCUGGAACAAGCCAUUUUGAACAUUUAUGUAACUACCUUUCCCUACCAAUCAACCUCAUAUGCCUUUUUCAAGAAAAUAGUGAGAUAAUGAAUUUACUGAUUGAAAGUUGGUGUCAUAACAAUGAAGUUAAAAGAUAUCUAGAAGGUGAAAGAGAUGCUAUAAGCUAUCCAAGAGAAUCUAACAAAUUAAUAAACCUUCCAGAAGACUACAGCAGCCUCAUUAAUCAAGCAUCCAAUUUCUCGUGCCCCAAAUCAGGUGGUGAUAAGAGCAGAGCCCCAACUCUGUGCCUUGUGUGUGGAACUCUGCUGUGCUCCCAGAGCUACUGCUGCCAGACCGAACUAGAAGGGGAGGAUGUAGGCGCCUGCACAGCUCAUACCUACUCCUGCGGCUCUGGGGCGGGGAUCUUCCUAAGAGUACGGGAAUGUCAAGUGCUAUUUUUAGCCGGCAAAACCAAAGGCUGUUUUUAUUCUCCUCCUUACCUUGAUGACUAUGGGGAGACUGAUCAGGGACUCAGACGGGGAAAUCCUUUACAUUUGUGCAAAGAGCGAUUUAAGAAGAUUCAGAAGCUCUGGCACCAACACAGUAUCACAGAGGAAAUUGGACAUGCACAGGAAGCAAACCAGACACUGGUUGGCAUUGACUGGCAACAUUUAUAAUCACUUCACUACCAAAACAUAAACUUGGUUUUUGUAACCCAGUUGGCUUUUCAAGAAAGAGAGUAGGAUUUAAGUUCUGCUGAAUUUUGAAAUAAAUUCUUUAUUUAAACUUUC